UACAAUUUUGGAAAAGUCUCUGGCAACGCUGGAAUUUUGUCAAAUUUUGUUAUUGCAUUUUUGAAAGUUGCUCACUAAUUUUAAAGUUAAUUAGCUUUCUCUGAAGUUAAUCAAAUAAAAUUCAAAAAUGAGUACCAUGCCAGUGAGUUCUUCCACUUUAUUACCAUUAGAAUUGGUCGAUAAAUGCAUAGGUUCUCGGAUCCACAUUAUCAUGAAAAACGAUAAGGAAAUUGUAGGAACACUUUUAGGCUUUGAUGAUUUUGUUAACAUGCUACUGGAAGAUGUUACGGAGUACGAGACAACACCUGAAGGAAGGCGCGUUACAAAACUAGACCAAAUAUUGUUAAACGGAAAUAAUAUUACUAUGUUAGUUCCGGGAGGUGAUAUGCCAGAAUAACAUAAUAUUAAUAUUUAGGUUUAAGAAUAAAAACAGAUAUUUAUUUUUUGGAAAAAUAUUGUUUAUUUUUAAUCACAUCCUUCUUAACAUACAUGUAAUAUAUACAAGUUACUAAGCAUUAUUACUUGAAAUGCUAAUUCUUACUGAAACCACAUUUUUUCAUUAUAUACACAUAGUCGUACAAUGUGGUUUUAUGUAACUUUUAAGAGAGCAACUAUUAAACACUGUUUUCAGAACUAAAACACAUCACUAAUUGCUUAUUUUUAAGUGGUUUUAUUUUCAAUGCUCAGUAUUUUUCAGGAAAAAAAUAUUUUUACAAACGGGCAAUUCCAUGUACGACGUUAAUUUUUUUAUAUAUUUUAAGUGAUUAAAUUACUGAAAAAACUCUCAUCAUACGCCUCAAAAAGAAUCAAAUUUCUUAAAAAAUUAUCUUAUAUUAUCUAAGUUGGCCAGAUUUCGCGAAAAAAUUUAGGGAUAAAUUAUUAGAAUUAGUUUGUAAAAAAUCUUUAAUAAUUGCAUUUUAUAUGAAGAGUUGCCAUGGAAAAACAAAAGAACGCUACCUCUGGGCCUGGUGCGCGUCAUUUACUGUUUUGUUGUCAAGCCUUUGUGUACUGGUGUAUUUUUGUGCCAAAUGUAAGUAAAAAUUACUUUAAUUUAAUUACAAAUAUAGCUCAACUUUUUGUCCCGUGAGUAAUCAAAAAAGAAAAGUUUUUCAAUUUUUGUCGUUGUUUCUAUGAAAACCAGUAUAAAGGGAAUCAAACUUAUAAUCCUAUAAUAUAUUGGCUAACAUGUAUUAAGAUUCUUGGAAAUAUAUUUUUUUAAAUUUGUUUAAACUGUCCCAUGAGUAAUCAGUUAAAAGUUACAGCAUAACAUUUUGCUGUAAACAUGCUUUUUUAAAGAAAUGCGUUUAUUAUUUUACCAAAAAUAUCAAAAAACAUCAUUUUUACUAACAUUACAAGACCCAUCGCCAGUUUUAUUACUUAUUAGUUAAUAUCGACUUUUUUUAAAAAUAAUUGUUGAAAACAUCAAUACAAAAUAACGGUCAUAGGUUCUUUUUAUUUAAAGAUAGCAAAAAUUAAGAAUCAUGAGAGGCAGGCACGAGUUAGGAGUCCGGUUAAAAAGUAUCGAGACAAAAUUAAUGCGGACAAAAAUUUAAGGCAAGCGUAUCUUAAUAAACAUGCCGAGAAUUAAAAAAUUAAUAUAAUUGAAAAUUAAAAAUUAUAAAUGAAUAGAAUUGAAAAUUAAUAUAAUCCUAAUAAAUUCCGAUGAAAUUGAAGCAGCUAAAAUUAAAUUAGAUGAAAAAUGGAAUCUAGUUAAAAGAGUACCAAAUACAACAAGUUUUCAUAGUUUUAGGAAUUUUAGUAAUUAUCAAAUUGAGGUUAAAAAGGUGUUUAAUUCCAAGCACUCAAAUAUUGUUCAAUGUUAUUCUAUUUAGCUAUCAAAUAUUAUGUUAUUUUUUUGAAUCUAAAUAAAAAUUUAUAUUAAAAUUGUAGUGUCCCGUGAGUAAUCAACAAAUUAUUUAUAUCCCAAAUAUAUCUGUCUGUAUCUUGUAAUACAGCUAUAGCAAAUUAAUUUUAAGUUCAGCACAUGUAAGUUCCCAACUCCACUUAAUGUAUUUUGUUUUGUAUAGGUUCAUAGAAAAAAGCUAUUAAAAACAAAAUUUUAAAAAUCCAAAUUUUUUGAUGUCCUGUGGAUAAUCAUAGAUUUUUUAUUAAUGUUUUAAUCACUAUAAAUUUCAAUAUCUUGUUCUGUAUCACAACAGUAAUUCAAAUCAUUGUCUGUGAAAAUAAUAACCUAAAGCUUGACCUAGCCCAUAUGAGGGACAAAAUACACUUUCUUAAAAUUUUGUUGUUAUUCUAAAUUUCCCGUGAGUAAUCAUGGAAUUGCCCAAACUUGAUUAAAUACACUAAGAUUUCCAAAUUAGA
Molecule: messenger RNA, 2322 nt
Organism: Sitophilus oryzae (rice weevil)
Lineage: Eukaryota; Metazoa; Arthropoda; Insecta; Coleoptera; Curculionidae
Product: U6 snRNA-associated Sm-like protein LSm5
Exons: 3
Coding region: 128-397 (89 amino acids)
Biological process (GO): mRNA splicing, via spliceosome
Cellular component (GO): U6 snRNP; Lsm1-7-Pat1 complex; U4/U6 x U5 tri-snRNP complex
Molecular function (GO): RNA binding
Source: RefSeq, a predicted model, not a curated record